AUGAAGUCUUUCACUGCGUUAUUGCUUCUGGCAGCUUUCGCGGUGCACGUGUUCUCCAAUGAAGUGGCAAUUUACAGGGCUUCGUAUAAUUUCAUAACUGAGCAACAGGACCUUAAAAUGGCCGAGGCUGUGAGAGACAAUGGAUUACCAGAAACAACUCUAAUUACCAAUGAUCACGAAGAGCCACCAGAUUUCUUGGUAAGUGAAGACACCAACCAGUUUGUUAGAUGUAAUAACUGAAUUAUUACCAGCGCCCCGAUUGGUUAGAAACCUAUCGUUUAUUGCGACGGUAAACCCAUGCAAAAUUGAAACAUUUUUAGUCUAUGUUAUAAAAAGUAAUUGAUCGCACUUCCUAUCGGAGGAGGAGGUGAGUAAUCUACAAACUUUUCUCGUAUUCUCCUAAUACCGAUAGAAAGUGCUAUCUAUUUCUUAAGUAACUACUAUUUUCUGUAGUAGUAAAACGUAUUCAUUUUGUGUUGUUAAAUGGUAAAUGUGGUCCUUAAGGAAAAGAAAAGGGGAAAGAAACACCCUUAACAAGCUAACGGGGCGGUAAUCUGCCUGAAAAAUAUUUUAGAACAUAUUUUAUUGACUAAUAUUCUAGGGCCACUGAAUAUAACCAAAAUUACCUCUUGCAUUUUUAUCUUUAACUGAAACAAGUCGUCUGCGAUUGUCAAGGAGAGCACAUUUGAGCGUUUAUUCUAAAUAUAAUCAAUUUUCAUACGUCUGCAACCUCGAUUCAUUUCUCCCUUUAUUAGAAUUUUAAAAGAUUAUAGGUUCUUUUUCCAUUUUCUGAUCAUAAUCGAUAUCAUGUUCAUUUUUUUUUUUUUUAAUAGAAACGUUGUAUUAAAAGAAAAAUCAGAUGCUGGAGGAGAGCAGGGGAGGACAGGUGUAAAAUGCUUAAAUGUCUGGAUAACUUUUUCGGAUGCGCAAAGGAAAAACUACCAUCCCCUCUUCCUUCAAUUCCUCCUUUGGUGGUGAGUGCCUGACUCACUCUACGCACAUGUCACGAAUUGCAAUCGAGGUCAUAAUGUGAAUCAUCACCAUCAUCAUAGCUGUCAUUACAACCGUGAUAACAUCAAUAACUGUAAUGAUAGGGAUGACCAUGACGAAGACAAUAACGAUGACGAUGACGAUAAAUGUUAAUGAUGGUGGUUAUGAUGAAGAUGAUGAUACUGAUGACGAUGGCAAUAAUGACAACAAUGACGAUACUGAUAAUAAUGGUAAUAAUGACAACGAUGACGAUACUGAUGACAAUGGUAAUAAUAACAAUGAUGAUGAUAAUGAUGACAACGACGACGAUAAUGACGAUGUCGAUAGCGAUGGUGAUAACGUUGACGAUUACGAUAAUUGACCAUGGUCUUUUCGAGGAAACCUGAGAUCCUCAUUGUUUAACAAUUCCUGAACGAAGUGAAGCACUGAAUCAUGAUUUUUCGGUUGCUGGUAACGUUUUGAAUUUUUUUAGUAAAACAUAACUCUUGAGAUUUUUUUCCAUGUUUCGCCUUUACCUUGGUUCAGGAAACGUGCGCUACUCUCUCAAUCAAUCAGUUGCAAAACUAAAACCAAUCACGAGCCAAUGGAGAGAGCGCCCUAGAAAUUUAUCAUUACAAUACAUUUCUUUGUCAUUGGUUCUCUUAAAAGAGUAAACUAUUUAGAAUAACGUAAUUUACAUAUCUCCAACAGAGAGGUUGCUUUGUGCUGCUUGAAAUGUGCAGGAAGGCUUCCGUUAGCUGUGCUGGCGAGUUGUGCUGCUUCGUCCGCAUGAAGAGAUGCUUUGAUUUGGCUGGAGGGGAGUAAUUCCUUCGGAUGUGAGUGUUACACUGUUACCAUGGCGACAAAUAGACGAUAUCGAUCAACACGAUGCUAAUUUACAAUCAGGUUCAAAUUUUACUUUUGGGUUAUGUUUAUUCAUGUAUUCAUGCAGGCAGAAUAAUAGAAAUAAAUAAAAAUACUAAACGC
Pocillopora meandrina is the source of this 1956-nucleotide messenger RNA. The record is from the annotation of a GenBank genome assembly. NCBI's taxonomy places the organism in Eukaryota, Metazoa, Cnidaria, Anthozoa, Scleractinia, Pocilloporidae.